Molecule: messenger RNA, 1881 nt
Organism: Hippocampus zosterae (dwarf seahorse)
Lineage: Eukaryota; Metazoa; Chordata; Actinopteri; Syngnathiformes; Syngnathidae
Product: extracellular serine/threonine protein kinase FAM20C-like
Exons: 10
Coding region: 164-1861 (565 amino acids)
Biological process (GO): protein phosphorylation
Cellular component (GO): Golgi apparatus
Molecular function (GO): phosphotransferase activity, alcohol group as acceptor
Source: RefSeq, a predicted model, not a curated record
GCGUGAUGUUUCUUUAAGACCUGUGGGUGGAAAUGAAAUCGGCGGUUGCGGAAGAGAUCAAUUCUGCGCAGAGCUUCCAAUUUAGAGAUGGAAAAAGUCGUCGAGAGAAAACGGUUCAAUCGGACACAAAGUUGGAGGAAAAAAAAAAAAAAGAAAGUCUUUCAUGGUGAAUGGGCUUGAAUUCGGCACAACUCAACAGGCCAUUUGGUUUUUAAGUGUCCCUCCUUCUCUCUUUUCCAGCAUGGUGAGACGGAACCUCGGUCCAUCCACCCGUUCCGUUUAUCUCUGCCUGGCCUGUCUGUCCGUCGCUCUGCACGUCAUUCUAGCAUUCUUUUGUCUCGCUGUCCUCCAAACAGCCUGCAUCCUUCCCAACCCCUCUUCCUCCUCCUUAAAUCCAAGAACAGAAACCGAGAGGCAUCACCGGCUCUCUUCCCCUACACAUAAACUAUCAAUCAGUUCCCAGAAUGACAAGCCUUACAAAUCAAAUGCGACCGGAAUGCCUGCUGCCAUUGACCCAGAGAAGAAAACGAUUGGCGCCGGAAAAGUAAAUCGAGUCACCGAAGAGGCCUCGAAGCUGCGGGCGCUUUUCGAGCACCCGCUGUACAACCUGCCAGAAGCGGGGCUGCUUGAGGAUGAUUGGCUGCUGAGGGUGAAGAAAAACGAGGACGUGGGUGAUGAGGAAGACAUCAAUAGUGACAGCCAGUGGGAGAGUGAAAGUCACGAGAAUGGCUACGACAAAGUCUCAUGGACCAACGACGCCGAGUCGCACCCACCCUGGUUGCGAUUCCACUUGGGCAUCACUCGGUGGGCGCUGUACAACAGAAAGGAUGUCACGGUGUCAAAUUUAACUCAUUACUUGGCAACGCAACGUAUCCUCGGAGCAGUUCAAAAGUCAGGAGGUACUCAACUCAAACUGCUGAUGUCUUUCCCAAACUACGGACAAGCUCUGCUCAAACCGAAAAAACAAUCCAGAGACGCAGAGACAGACGUGAACCUCUUUUACUUCUCUGACUUUGAAAGACACAAUGCGGAGAUCUCAGCUUUUCACCUUGACAGGCUCCUGGGCUUCAACAGAAUCCCCCCAGUGGUCGGUCGUCUCAUCAACGUCACCAGUGAGAUCAGAGAGAUUACCACCGACCGCAAACUGUUUCGCACCUUCUUCACUUCCCCCGCGGGGAAUGUGUGUUUCUAUGGUCAGUGUGAAUACUACUGCUCGACAGAGCACCCGCUGUGUGGGCAACCGCACUCACUGGAAGUAUCCUUGGCAGCCAUGCUCCCCGACCUCAGACUUGCUCCUCGCAGGUCUUGGAGGUCACCAUGGAGACGAUCCUACAGCCGCACCAAACGGGCCCAAUGGGAAAAAGACCCUGCAUACUGUGACACUGUCAAACAGACGCCUCCCUACAACCACGGCACCAGACUGGUGGAUGUGAUCGACAUGGCUAUUUUGGACUUCCUCAUGAGCAACAUGGAUAGACAUCACUAUGAGACAUUUGAGAAAUUUGGCAAUGAAACUUUCCUGCUACAUCUGGAUAAUGGACGAGCGUUUGGACGACACUCUCAAGAUGAGCUAUCAAUUUUAGCUCCCUUACAACAGUGCUGCAGGAUCCGGCGCUCCACCCUCCUUCGGUUGCGUCUCUUGUCCGAUCCAGACUUCCGUCUGAGUGAUGUCAUGCGACAGUCGUUGGCCCAGGAUCCUCUUGGAGCUGUUGCUCCACUCCUGUCCGAGGCACACCUUGCUGCUUUGGACCGACGACUAGCAACUGUCCUGCAUGUGGUGAAGACCUGUGAAGAGCAGCACACUGAUGUCAUUUUCAAUGACUUAGGACAGUACAAAAUAUAUGAGCAACAAAUAAAAUAAGGCAAAAACAACGGGUCUAA